AUGUCGUCGUCGGACACAUCAUCAGUAAGGUUCACAAAGCCAAGCGACACAGUUACCUUUUAGGGAUCGUCCUCGGACGCAAACACCAGCGCCACACUACCCAAGGGAUUAUCUCCCCGUCAUACCAGUAAGCUUUUCUUUUGCCCAUACGUCUAUACAUUUUAGAUGUGGUGCCCAUAGCUAGCACACCGAAUCGAAAGCGACAUCGACGUGAGAUUUCACUGUCCGAUCGUAGACACAGAAAAAGAAGAAAGAGGUCAAACUGGAUGAUGUCUGCCAUCAAACAGAUCCUUCUGUAUCUAAAUGAGAUUAAAGCUGAACUGGCUGCUCUUCGUGAGGAGAUUCGUCGCCUGACGGCAUCUACAUCGCAGCCCUCAGCUGUUGAAGGGCCAAUUGUGCCAAGAGUUAGCACAAUGAGCGGCUAUGACGAGCUGACGACAGCAGUGUCGGACGCCACGUACAGGCUGCGAUUGGUAAACACUGUCUGUUUAUAUAAAUACCGGAUUCAGGUUUCCUACUUGUCCUCCAUAGGAGGCGAUACAAUAUCAGCUUUUGCUGAAAGGCUUUUCUUUGCCCUCUUCACGGAAGACGUGGCGGGUUUUCUGACAUUCUGCGGCAGAAAACCAGGUAGUAGGGGUUUAUUCGAAACUCCUGUCUAUUCCGUUAUCCUGGGUAGGAUUCCCGAUUUGUCCAACUGAAUAAUUGCAUUUCAGAGGUGUUCAACAGAUGGAAUAAAGAGCACGAAUCAGACCGGUAAAAACUAGAAAGUGCAUUGAAAAAUGCUUUCAAAGUGGCACAUGACAGGCACCAAAGGAAGCUGCAUAGGGCUUCCACCAGCCAACAAACACAAGUUAACUAAUUAUAUGUUCAUGUUACUAUUAAAUUUCGAUGUCCAGAUUGUGUUCCCUUGUUCCUUGCGGAAUAAUUUCUCUUGUAGACCUCCCUACAACAACCGACGAUUCAACAGCUCAAAAUGAAGACCAAGAGCCCUAAGGCUUUAGUUAAUUCAAACCAUCACCAGAUGUGCUGUAUUUUUUUUACGAAUAUAGUAUUUUUCAUAUUGAAAUGUCUUACCUUGAUUACUUUAAUGGGCCAUAUUGGGAGAAAUUAAAGGCGGUGGGGCAGUACAAGGGAAGGAGACCCUUGGUUGAGUAAGCGCCGGAGCUCGCUUUUUUGAGCUCGGGUCAUGCUCGAAACGAGCUCGCAAGUCCGGUUUUCGGAGCUCGGUUUAGCGAGCUCGAAUCAAUAGAAUAGAAUAGGUUUAUUGUAGCGCCCCUUGGGCACUGUCAGUCCCCGUGUAAGUGAUAAAUCCGUUAGUUGGGCACAGUAAAUAGGCUAUCCGGGAAAUGAAGAUAGAAGUAUCCCAACAGUUACAAACUAGAAAAUAAAAACAGUCGUCAGCAGGUAAAAAUGCACGUGCUAGUUUGUGUUCUUAUUCAAGGUUGUGCCAAAUUAUUUAACAAGCGUAUUGUCACUGAUUAAAACAAAACGGACUUAAAUGUCACUACAACCGCAUCAGAACUCCAAUAGAGCUCGCGUAGCUCGUGAAAAGCGUUCUGUGUGGGCUUGUUCAGAGCGCGUUUUCCAUUCGUACUAAAACAAACCGCGACCACGCAUAGCAUAGCAUUCUUGUCCGUCAUCUGUGUCUGGCAGUUCCUUCCUAUUAACACACUCGUGUAUUUGCGGCCAGAGAAGUGCAUAUGUCUCUUCGAAACUAGGAGUGUGAACACCCAGAUGUCUCCAGGGCGGUAUGUAGCUCUAUAAAUUUUACAAAUCCAGAUACCUAGACAGUAGACGUGGCGUGAGAACCGUCGUGCCUAAGAAUGCCCACGGUGCGCUCCACAGCAAGGUGAGGCAGGUACGGUGACUUGCGCGUGAAGUAGUUUCUAGUGGGGGUAGACUUGCGCAGCAUCUACCGCACUCUCUCCUCCUCCCCACCUGGGCCCCACACGGCCCGAAUCACGCGCAAUGGAUAUACUAUUAGUAGAAACAAUAAGUGGUUGGCUCGGAUCCCAUCGAAGUGUCAUAGAGAAGUCAAUACAGCCUGACUUACCGCUUUGUGGGGACCGAGUGAUCCUGUCAGUUGGUAGCCCUCUAAGUCACGACUUUAUCUCGUCGUGAUGGUUUUAAAGCUUGUCAUAUUAAUUAUGAUGAGGGAUGCGCUGAAAUGUCCUGGGGGCGGACUUCACACACCCGAUCUCUCUCUCUCUCUCCCUUCCCUAGUGCGUCGGUUCACUGUCGAAGCCGUCGGCGUAUAGAGCCACGUGCAGUCUCGCGCCAGUCUUGCGCCGUCGGUGGAUGAUUGGCCAAAAUGCCCUAUAACUGUCGCUUGUUCUGUUGCUGCUACUAUCUCUGACGAUGGACUCCUGCACGUGUCCGAAGUCGGUGCUGGGAUGUGUGCGGCGUGAGCCUGCGUCCAAAUGCUCCCCCCACACCCUCAGUGUAUGACAUUUGUUAUGCGGUGUGUGGACCCUGCUCAGCUGGGUUAGCGCGUGUCGCGCCCUAACCUGGCCUGCGUUUCGACCCAACGCAUCUCCAGCGCGGCUCGUUGUAAGGACCAUCCUCGGUUCCCCCCUCCCGCAAAUAACCACAAUCUCGCAUGCGAUUCUUAAGAACUGGAUCUUAAUAUUGGGGGCUGGGAUUGUUCUCAGAUGAAGUCGCGCAUCUCACCGCGUUAGAAUUAGUCAUAGUCUUCUCUUCCUUGUAUUUAUUACCGGGUCUUUCCGCCCUGCUCUCAGACACCUCGACCGAUAUGCUGUAAUUCUGCGCUAGUACUGCGGCCGGACCUGUAUACAUUCAUUGAACCAUUGAGGGCUGCGCUAUACAUCCCUUUUCCGCCUAAGUUGCGUUUACAGCUAGUCUGGAGAAGCGUCUUUGGGCCGCAUCCGCCCACAUCCUGAAGGAGGACAUAGUGCCCACAUUCAAACUUCUAGUUCGGGAAUCCUAUAACCAGUGCCCGCAUCUGAUCUUAUGUUCUCCCGGUGAGAGGUCUCCUCCUGAUCUGUUCCUACAUACUCUAACAGUCAUAUCGGGACGGGACAAACGCAAAAACCGACCACCAACGAUUGCAAGUUAG
Molecule: messenger RNA, 3076 nt
Organism: Spirometra erinaceieuropaei
Lineage: Eukaryota; Metazoa; Platyhelminthes; Cestoda; Diphyllobothriidea; Diphyllobothriidae
Source: the annotation of a GenBank genome assembly